GCACAUGCGUGGUGAUGGGUUUGUGGGCCCGGCUGUGAAACGGCGGUUGGUGACACGGGAGAGCAGGAGCUGCAGGGACUCGGUGCAGCAUGAUCCGCAAUGCAGUCAGGAAGGCGUCCGCGGGAGAGCCCAACGGUCUGCCGGGGGGCCUGGAGCCUGGCGGCGGUCGGCAGCAGCAGCAGCAGCAGCAGCUCCAGCUCCGGGGAGAGCCGGCGAGGAAAAGCGGUGUCAGCGGGCGGAGGGAGGAGCAGGAGCGCGAGCGGAGGAGCACCGAGUCCGAGGUGUUUGAUGAUGGGACCAUCACCUUCUUCUGGAGAGCUCACACCUUGACUGUGUUAUUCAUCCUCACUUGUGCACUGGUAUAUGUUACUCUGUUGGAAGAAACUCCACAGGAUACAGCAUAUAAUAUUAAGAGAGGGAUUGUUGCCAGCAUUCUUGUGUUCCUUUGUUUUGGAGUCACUCAAGCAAAAGAUGGGCCUUUUUCCAGACCUCAUCCAGCAUACUGGAGGUUCUGGUUAUGUGUCAGUGUUGUGUACGAACUGUUCCUUAUCUUCAUACUUUUUCAGACUGUUCAGGAUGGUCGCCAAUUCAUGAAGUUUAUAGAUCCUAAACUUGGUGUUCCCUUACCAGAGAGGGACUAUGGUGGGAACUGCCUUAUCUUUGAUCCAGGAAAUAAGACUGACCCAUAUCACAACAUAUGGGAUAAAUUGGAUGGAUUUGUCCCAGCUCAUUUCCUGGGCUGGUAUCUUAAGACACUAAUGAUUCGAGACUGGUGGAUGUGUAUGAUAAUUAGUGUGAUGUUUGAGUUCCUGGAGUACAGUCUGGAGCAUCAGUUACCUAAUUUCAGUGAAUGUUGGUGGGACCAUUGGAUAAUGGAUGUCUUUCUAUGUAAUGGAUUUGGAAUCUAUUGUGCAAUGAAGACACUAGAGUGGCUUUCGAUGAAACCAUAUCACUGGCAAGGACUCUGGAACAUUCACUCUUACAAAGGAAAAAUCAAGCGCAUUGCUUUCCAAUUCACGCCAUACAGCUGGGUGAAGUUUGAAUGGAAACCAGCCUCAAAUCUUCGCAGGUGGCUGGCAGUUUGUGGAAUUAUUUUCAUGUUUUUGCUUGCGGAAUUAAAUACCUUUUACUUGAAAUUUGUCCUCUGGAUGCCCCCUGAACACUACCUGGUCUUACUACGUCUGGUUUUCUUUGUGCACGUAGGAGGUGUAGCAAUGCGUGAGAUUUAUGACUUCAUGGAUGACUUGAAAUUCCAUAAAAAACUUGGUCAGCAGGCUUGGUUGGUAGCUGCAAUCACAGUAACAGAAUUCCUAAUUGUGCUGAAGUAUGACCCUUAUACACUUACACUACCAAUUCCUUUUUACGUCAUCCAGUGUUGGAUCCUUGGAUUUAUACUGGUCCUGACAUGGACAAUAUGGCGUUUCUUUAUACGGAAUAUCACAUUGCGAUGGAAGGAAACAAGACUGCAAAAACAGGAGAACUUGAGUGAAAAAAGAAAAAUGGGCAAUGGGAGUACAAGUCUCUUUAUAAAAAACAAAUAUAAUAGUAAUGACAUUAGGCAAAAGAAAUGUUGAAUGUUAAAAGGUGAAAAGACUGACUACUAUGCACCGAGAAACCAGUUAAUGCUUUGAGCAGCAAUUGCAUUACAGAAGCCCUGUUUCUUCGUUGGGCUUACCGGUACUACUUCAGUUUUUGACUGAAGUAUAUAUUUUAAAGGAAUCUUAAUAACAGUCAUUGGGUGGUUAGUUUAUGUAGACUUUGCAGCACUAACAAAAUUAUCAUAAUUUCAUGAAUUAAAUCUUGCAAUGUAAUCUUGCAAUUUGAUCAAAGUUUCUGACCCCAUUUACCAACUUGUGAUUGUAUGGAUUGGUUCUAAACACCCAAAGGUUUAAAUAAGCUCUGAAAUAGCAUGCUAACAUAGAUUGUGAACUAAUUACUAACUUGGUAAUCUCCUGCCAAGGAUUUAUCUUAUUCCUUUAAGGAAAUUUUGAAGUGGCUAACAAUGUUGAAUUGAGGAGAACAUUCUGGCUUCCAUGCCUAAUAUUGAAAUGUAAAAGCGCAUAAAGAAUUGGUGAAUUGCCACUCUAAACAAGACUACGUUAUUGUGCUUAGCAACUUGUGUAGUAUUGAAUGUUGCUGGUUACAUCUAGUUGUGGAAUUACACUGAAACACCGACCUUUAAUUAUUUUUGGUACAGGCAUCCAGCCUUGGAUCCAUAAUUGUCAUUUGGAUACCUGGCUGUACUAGCACUGCUGGCCAGUGUUUUGUUAGAAAAAUUCUUCAUUAUAAUGAAAAAUACGUUGAGAAUUUUGGCAGAUUUUUUUUAAAUUUGGAAAAGUUUUUGCUUCAUGAAAUUACGAUAUUUGAAUCCUUCAGCAAUAGUGAUCUUGGUUUUGAACUCUUAAAGCCAUAAAUAACUGUCACUUUUCACCCAGGAAUAGGAAAUAAUUGUUUUUAUACUUGGGGCUAAUUUAUAAAACAGGUAGUAUUACUUGAAUUUGUUUUCUUGUAUGCUUAAUUAUGCCAGUUUUUAAGCUCAUAAUUUGACUUUAUCUAAUGGGUACAAGAUAGGGCGAGUUUAGUUCUUUGAACAAAGCAAAAAAAAAAUGUACAGUACUAAAUGUUGAGAUUUAAAUAAUUAUAUUAUAGCUCGGAUGCUAUUCUGUGUUCAAAAUAUUGCUGUUUUUUUGUCAAUGUAAAUCAUAUUUGGUAUUAUAAGCUAAGAUGCCUUGUAAGAGUAGAAAACUGUUGUGAAGAAGCUGGGGCAUGUUCACUUUUGAGCAGUGCUGUUGUGCACAAGAGAUUGUGACCCCCUCCCUCCCCCGCCAUUACUCAAAGGCUGCUGGUGUUCUAUGUUAUAACCAUGAUGGUCCAGUUGAUUUACCUGAAAAUCAAAUAGGUACCCAAAUUUCAGAAGCGAUACCAAGGAUAAUCACUCCAAAGAGCAAUAGGAAUUCAUGUAUUUUCAUGAAAUUCUGAAUCCUGUUUAAACACAACAUCCAGAUCACUUUGCCACAUGUGAGUACUUUGUGUAAAAGUAAUAUCAGAGUGUUAGUUUGCUAAAUUUUAUUUUGAGCUUUUUUUCCUCAAAAUAAAUAUGAUCCUAAGGUAGAGCAUUAUACUUACCUUUUGGAAAGUAUCUAUCUUCCUUCAGUCUCUCUUCUUCAAAAUGAGCUUGUGCUUGAGGUAAUGUAUGAAAUCAUCUUUGCCUGUCCCAUGGCUGAAAAGUAUUCUUUUCCUGAAGUAUAGUCCACACCUUCAUAAUGUAAAGUAGACUCGCUCCUUAAUUGCUGUACUCUGCCUUGAUGUGAGGUAAACUCCGUCUGGUUAUGCAAUUCUUCCCUCAACCUCAGUCCCAGCUAGAACUGUCCACUAGAAGUCCUAAUAAACAACACUGUGUUGUGGAUAGAAAUACUACUGUAGGCUUUGCCUGUGAAAUAUUUCCCACUUGACCUUGCUGUAAGGUUAGUCUACCAUUCGGGUAUUGUUCACCUCAGUAUGCUAUCUAAGUUAGCUUGUCUUCGAGGUACCAAUCGCCUCACUACGCUGUAAAGUUAGCCUUCCCCUAAUAUGUUGCAUAUUUGACCCUGCUGCAAAGUUAGCCUGUCCGUGAGGUAUUACAUAUCUCGUCUUGCUGUAAAAUUAGCCUGUCGUUGAGGUCUUAUAAUCUUGGCCCGCUGUGUAUUUAGCCUGUAUCUGAGGUACUGAUCACCUCACUGCUGUAAAGUUAACCUGUUCCUGGGAUACGGCACUCCUCACUUUGCUGUGAGGCUAUUUUGCUUUUAUAUUAAUUGGAAUGUGCUAGUAGACUCUGAAUGUAACCAGCAUCAGUUCCCAAUUCUCAGGAAAUCCACGUUUUUUCUUUCUAAACCUUUGGUGAUUGUAUUUACAUAUUGGUUGAAUUUUGAGUGUGCUUGGAUUUACAAUGUGCAAGAAACUUUAGAUUGCAGUUUAAGUUGACUUAUGUUUACAUUAACUCUGAGCACUGAACAUUUCUAAUUGGAAAGUCUGUUGGAUUUGGAUGAAUUGUAAGUGUCCAUUAUGAAACUAGGUCUGAGAAAUUUGCAAAUUUAAUUCCAUUGCACUAAGUAUAUCUUGAUGAUUUCUAAUACAAAGUGACCUUUGUGUUAUUCAAAGAGCUGAUGUAUUUCUGGUGCAUGGGAAUUUAGAGAAAUCAUUUUCAUUGGGAGUGGAGUGUGAUUCGAAAUAGUUGGGACCAUUCUUUCAGAUAUAUAGUGAUGGUUGAAAUUGAGGGUUUGUAAAGCGUGAAAUAGGCUUAACUUAAUGAUUUGGGACUAAACAUCUGUAGUUUUGAAGUUUUCUUGUUAUUGAGGAUAAAAAUUCAUUCCACAAGAGAAAUAUUCAGAUUAGUGUUCACCGUUAGAACACUUUGAUUUCCUGUUAUGUUAAACAACAUUGGGAAUGCAUUUAGAAUGUGUUCUUGAGUUAUAAGGGGCCAGUGUCUUGAAAUCACUGGUUGUCAUCAGAUACUUGCUUCAGCACAGUUUACUGGAAUAAUGGGUAUGGGGUGGAUAAAAUGCCCCGUGCAAGGCUUGCACGCUUUCUUUAUUACAAGCCUCGAGAGCACUUUUGUCUCCAGUAAUCAACAGAUGUAUGCAAUUAUGUACAUUUAUGUACAAUGCUAUUAUCAAAAGGUUUAACAACCUGCUCUACUGAGCCCAUAUUUGUGACUGAAGCAAUAUUGAACACAAUGUGCAUGCCAAGGGAUUCAGUCAUUGCCAGGGGCUGGAUAAAGUGCCUAAAGUUAGCUGCUAGCCCCCUCUUAUUGGUAGUUAAAACACACUUUCAAUUCUUCUAAUGGUAUAUGACUACAUCUCACCCAUUCACUAAACUUCACAAUAUAAUACAUAGUUACAAUACAAAUCAAUAAAAAACCUUUUAAAGGAUUUUGAGGUGCAAACAAAGAAUCCUAGCCCUUGCUUUAUUCUCAUUGUUUAUACGAUCUGUAACAUCAUUAUGACCUAAUAGAAUCUUUUGUAAUGUGGAUAGUUUUAUGAUUUAUUUUUGCAUAAUGAUGCUCAUCUUGACCAGGCAUGUUUCUGAGGAAUUGAUUGUGGCAAUAUGUUCUCAAUAAACUGGAAAACACAA
Messenger RNA from Chiloscyllium plagiosum (whitespotted bambooshark), 5109 nucleotides. It is a transcript of the gene ptdss2, whose product is annotated as phosphatidylserine synthase 2. Gene Ontology annotation, molecular function: L-serine-phosphatidylethanolamine phosphatidyltransferase activity. The record is from RefSeq and is a predicted model, not a curated record. Gene Ontology annotation, biological process: phosphatidylserine biosynthetic process. Lineage: Eukaryota; Metazoa; Chordata; Chondrichthyes; Orectolobiformes; Hemiscylliidae.